Molecule: messenger RNA, 3072 nt
Organism: Coffea arabica (coffee)
Lineage: Eukaryota; Viridiplantae; Streptophyta; Magnoliopsida; Gentianales; Rubiaceae
Product: splicing factor-like protein 1
Biological process (GO): regulation of mRNA splicing, via spliceosome
Cellular component (GO): nucleus
Molecular function (GO): mRNA binding
Source: RefSeq, a predicted model, not a curated record
AUGACAUGCCGCCCCUGGUCUACCUCUACCAUAACACUACCAAAUGGAAUAUAAAUUCGAACCCAUUCUGCAUGUAGCUGACGACAAUUGAUAAACAGCCCAAAAACGACGGUGUAAGGGCGAUCAAGCGUGUUAACGGCGAUUGAGAAGCGCAGGGGACUGGGCCUUUUUCCUUCUUCCUUUGGAACCAUCAAACUCCUAUUGAUUCCACGGCAUUGGUGACUGGGACUAGGAAAACACGUGAAGAGAUGAAUGGCUAAAACCAAGAUCUAAUGAUUCUGGUACAGUAGAGCCGGCCAAAUGAUCUGCGCUUUUGUAGCCGACAAAUAGAGCAAAUUGUACUUAGCGCUGAGUGAUUAAAACGAGCUGAUUCUGAAAUUCGCUUUUUUCCCAAAGGGCAAUUUUGGCUAAAUUUUACAAUCCAAAGAUGAUCUGAGAUGAGCAGGAAUUUAAAGAGGAUCCAGACCAAGAUUUAGAGGAUCAUUUGAGUGCAUAGACAACAUUCAAACUUCCAAUGGCAUCUUUUCCUCCAUCUCCAGAACUUGAUGUGCAACCAAUUCAUGGACUAACAACAGAACUUUCUCUCGGGAAGGAUAAUAUUGUUGGGGAGGAACCUGAAUGGGACACAAAAGAUGAAUUCUGCAACAGAACAGAGACAAAAUCUCUGGGCCAAUCUUUUAUUCCCUUACUAUCAUGCCAUGAUAAAGAUGUUACUGAACUGAUUGAGGAUCAAAGUGAAAACGCUUCACAACAGCACAGGCUCAAGUCCUUCUCCAACCUUUAUGGGGAUGAUCAUGGCUGCUUGAACCCAAAAAAGAGGGCAUUGAAUGUAGAGGCACUUAAGCCAUCUGAUCAAUUACAACAGAAGUUUCGGAGCCAGGGAGAUAUUAAAUGUGAAUCAGAUUUCACGGAUGCUAUAAGAGACUCUGAGAUUGGGAAUGGAGCUUUGAAGAGUCCACCGAACAGUAGUGAAAGUAAUCUGCUGGAGGAGCGUGCUGGGAGUUCUCGAACUGGAGCUUUGAAGAGUACACGGAAUGGUAGUGAAAGUAAUCUGCUGGAGGAGCGUGCUGGGAGUUCUGGAAAAUGGAGGCGUACUCGCUUGGCUUCUGAACAAUCAUGUGAAAUAGGUGAAAGUGAUGGAACUAAUAAAAGAAGGAAAACCAGAUGGGAUGUUGGUGAUGCUCAGAUAAAAUUGCUUGGUCCCAUGCAUCUUUCUGAAUUUUAUAACCAGUUCAAAGAGUCUGAAUUGGAUCCAGAGAUUAACGAUUUGAAAAUGCAACUUGUGGAGAUAAAUAGCAAGCUCCAAAGCUCAGACGUUCAGGAUGAUAGGCCCGAGGAAGAAAGAUCUCCUUCCCCAGAGCCUAUGUACAACAACCUUGGCAUAAGAAUAAAUACACGUGAGGUGAGGCUGCGCAGAAGACUUUCAGAUGAGCGUACACUUAUUAUCUCCAAGUUAGUAGAGAAGAACCCUACAUUUAAAACUCCUUUGAAGCCAAAGCUUACUAAGCUUUUUAAGAAACUUUACGUUCCAGUGAAAGAGUAUCCAACAUACAAUUUUAUUGGUCUUAUAAUUGGUCCACGAGGAAAUACACAGAAGAAAAUGGAGAAGGAAACUGGUGCAAAAAUUUACUUGAGGGGCAAAGGUGCUCUAAAAGCUCUGGAGAAACGAGGACAAGCUGGCAAUGAAGAUUUGCAUGUCCGUGUGGAAGCUGAUAAUAAAAGAUCCUUGGAUGCUGCAGUAGCAAUGAUAGAGAAGCUUCUGAUUCCUUUUGCUGAUGGAGUCAAUGUUCAUAAAAGAGCUCAACUAGCCGAGCUUGCCAGAUUGGAGGGAACUUACAAGGACAAGAAUACAUGCAAUACCUGCAAGGAGCAAGGACACAGAGAAUACGCCUGCCCCUUCCGAAAAUCCACUUUUAGGGGGAUUACUUGCGGCUCAUGUGGAAGUUUUUGCCAUCCGACAUCAAAUUGCCCAAUGUCAUCUCAAUUAUACAAGCCGUCAUGGAACUCUUUUGGACUUGGGUCUGUUUUGGUUCCAAACAGGGAAAGCAAUUUGCAUAAGGAAACUGAUUUCACAAACCUGUAUGUUGGUCACUUGCCCCAAAUUUUUGGUUCAAAUAAGUUGAAGGAGCUGUUUUUGCCAUUUGGUAAGAUUAGUGAUGCAAAGGUAAUUAAGAAUCGAAUCACAGGUUUAAAUAAGGGCUAUGGCUUUAUUGCAUUUGAGAAUUCUUCAGAUGCAGCCAGAGCUGUGGAAUACAUGAAUGGCUAUGAAUUCAAUGGCAAAAAGUUGGCUGUAAGGCUUGCUGGGCAUCCACAUCCAGCAGUAGCAGAUAACGUGCCGUCAAGCAAUCCAGUUAUUUGAUUUGGGCUCCCAUCAGCUUUCUCGUGUAGCCAAUCGCAAGCCAACUUGUUUACCACUCCCAGCUGCAUGGAUGCUGCCACAGACUCAAUCAUCCAUUGGAAGCUGUCUAGGCCUAACUUUUCGUUUUUCCUCAACCUGCUUUGGGCCUGUCUGGCAUCGGAUUUCCCAAAAGAGAUUCUGAAGAUCCCUCUCCCUCUCCCUCUGUUGUUGGUUCAACGGAUACAAGCAGCACUCCUUUCCCCUAUCAGAAUUCUGAUGCUUUGCUUGACGAUACAUGGAUUAAAAAGUGCGCAGCUCUGACUACUGAUGUUGUAACGUGUCUGCUAUAUAAUAUCACUGUUGAGCAAUUUGGCAUCUGGGCCUGCUGAAAUAUUCGCCAAUUGUAUGUAUAUGUGCUUCGAGAUUACCUGGUAUCAUCAGCUAUGUAGUGCGAAGGUGGCUAUCACUACGAGUGGGUCCUUGUAUUAUAGUAUCGACGAUAUUGACAUAUGAUGAACAAUAUCACCAAUGAAAUUUUCGCAAGGGCCCCGAUUCAUAGACUGCAGAUGAGAUGAUGUUUCUGAAACAAAUGACCAUCCACUACUGUAGCUGGUUUGGUCUACCCUUGGCCGCAAACUCCAUCUGGGAAUUGAUCACUGAUCAAUAAUGCCUAAGAAAUGUUUGAAUCCCACUCGGGGUAUAUGUCACUUCUAUAUUUAUUUACAAUUCUACUA